AUGGGAGUUUCAGCCCAAUUCCUUUUGCGCGGCUCUAUGCCUCUUGUUUUCUCGAUAAUUCUCCCCCUCGACGAGACAGCUUCUCAGGGGACAGAAGAGCUGCUGCAGCGCCACGGGGGGAUCUUCAGCUACUCGGCCUUCUUUCAGUCCGUCAAAGAGAAGGUUCUCAACGCGACACACAGACUCAUGCGGUUCAAAGCCGACCUUGUUGCUGCAGUGCAACAGCAACAACUGCAGCAAAAGCAGCAAAAGCUCCGGGAGCAGUGGCUCGCUCUUGGGGGCCCCACACUCUCCGCCUCCUCCACUGCCGAAUCCUUUACGCUGUCACCUAAGCUGCAGGAAGCUGCUACUACUACUGCCGCUGCUGCUACUGCUGCUGUUGCUGUUAAAGCUCAAGCUGCAGUGGCAACAGGAUCUACGCCACCAGGGAUGCUGCAACAACAGCAGUUGUUGCAGCAACAGCAGUUGUUGCAGCAACAGGUUGUGGUGGUCUUUCCCCCCAAUCCUGAGCAGCAGGAAGCGCUGCUGACGCAGGCUCGGCGGGUAGCCAGAGGCAUCAUCUUGAAGGCGAAAUCUCUGGCAAAAGGUCGUUCUGCGGGAGAGGUUGAGGCGGUCCUCUUGCAGUACAACGGCGUUAGAGGCCAGCAGACGCCAGAAACUUCUCAGCAGACGUGCUGCUUCUUUGCGACAGCCUCCGAGGCUUUGCUCCUCUGUGAUGCUGUCGCCUCCAUCUUGGCUCUUGAGAACUCCCUGCUCGAGCUCGAGCUGCCCCUUCGCGUCUACGGAGACAUUCACGGGCAGUUGGGGGAUUUGCUGGAUUUUUUCGACUCCUUCUUAUGGCCUGAGGAAGCUAUGCAGCAGCUCAACACGUCGCUGCUCUUCUUGGGGGAUUACGUAGACAGGGGGCACUUCAGCUGCGAAGUGCUUCUGCUUCUCCUCUCUUUCAAAGUGCUGUACCCCAACCGCGUGUGGCUGUUGAGAGGAAAUCACGAGGAUCGCCCGAUGAACUACAUUUACGGCUUCUUCUCCGAAUGCGUCUGCAAGUUUGGUGGGACUGAAGGAGAGAUCCUCUGGAAACGCAGCAACAGUCUCUUUGAUUUUUUACCACUUGCCGCGACUGUUCGCUCUGCUGGGCUUAUCCUCCUCCACGGAGGCAUCGGCGACAGUAUUCAAGCUCCUCAACAGCUGCGCGAUAUUCGAAAGCCUAUCACAGUACCUCAACACGUCGACAGAAGCCUUAAGGAGACGAAUCCGGCAGUCCUUAAGGCUUGCCAAGUGCUGGACUGCCUUUGGAGCGAUCCGCUCACGGCAGAUGAGGACGGAGCAGCUCCAACGAGCGAUGCCUCCCCUAGAGGGAAAAACACCGUCAGGUACACCCUCCCUCCACGAGAAGGCCUCUAA
This is a messenger RNA of Cyclospora cayetanensis, 1401 nucleotides long. RefSeq names its product serine/threonine-protein phosphatase BSL2 homolog. Lineage: Eukaryota; Apicomplexa; Conoidasida; Eucoccidiorida; Eimeriidae. The record is from RefSeq and is a predicted model, not a curated record. Bases 1 to 1401 code for a protein of 466 amino acids. The transcript is spliced from 5 exons. Gene Ontology annotation, molecular function: protein serine/threonine phosphatase activity. Gene Ontology annotation, cellular component: nucleus; cytoplasm.